This is a messenger RNA of Drosophila miranda, 10734 nucleotides long. It is a transcript of the gene Bicra, whose product is annotated as protein split ends. Gene Ontology annotation, biological process: positive regulation of DNA-templated transcription. Bases 985 to 10572 code for a protein of 3195 amino acids. Lineage: Eukaryota; Metazoa; Arthropoda; Insecta; Diptera; Drosophilidae. The record is from RefSeq and is a predicted model, not a curated record. The transcript has 8 exons. Gene Ontology annotation, cellular component: SWI/SNF complex.
AGUGUCAUCACAGUCCGCCAUAUUGUCCGCGUCAGUGUUUGGCUCUGGCAACGCCAAAUCGUCGGGCGAUGAAAAAGAAAUAAAUGAGAAAAAAAUUGUGCGAAGCGAGAACAUGCGCUUUGUUUAAUAAAAAAUUUGUGUGUGCAUGCUAAAAUCGUACAACGAAACGCACAAAAUACUACAUAUAUUUUAGGCAGUUUACAACUUCAUUCGUGCUUCUGCUCUCGUCGGCGCGGCGCCGCUCUUUUCGUUGUAUGGGCCGUGCGUAACAAAUAAAAUUGCCAAAAAGUCACGGAAAAUGCACAGAGGCUGUGCGGAAAUGUAAAUAAACGAAAUUCGAAUGAAUUGCAGUGUAAUUCGUUUAAUCAAAAUGUGUGGAAAAGGAAAAAUCUUGUGACGACGACGACGACGUGCUGCUGCUGCUGCUGCGUUCAUUGACGUGACGCGCGAGUGUGUGUGUGUGUGUUUUGAUGUGUGUUGGCGCGUGGGCCAGUGUGUGUGUGGCUGAAUGUGGCUGCGAAUUGUUGUCAAACCAAAAAUAUACAUACAACAAAAGCCAGCGUGGAAGCAGCAACAAACAAAACACCACAACACAGCAGAAAUAGCAAUACAAAAAUAAGCAUAAAUUAUUUAAUAACAACAACAACAAGUUGUCCAAAGGAAAAGAAAGCCAACAGUCAGUCGCGUGCAGUGCAAAAUGUCUCUCUCGUUUGAGUGUGUGUGUGUUGAGUGUAUAGAAUUGAAUAAGCAGUGGCACACAGCAAGAGGAAAUAGGCAAGGCAAGCAGUAGUUUAGUCCAAACAGCAACAAGAGAAACGGAACUGUCAAAUACGAAGAAGUAGCGGGCCAACAACUGCCGCACAAAUGAAGCAAUCAAAUUUUGUAUAAUUUUUGCACAAGCCGAAAUUUGUCUGUACCCCCCACUACCCCCCACACCACCCUCUACAACAAAACAGCAGCACAGGGAGCAUAAAUCUUUUGCCAAUGAGUCGCAGACAGUCAUUGGAUCGACCAGGAAUAUUGUCUCCUCCGGGUCCGUUUCUGACGCCCAGUCCAUCGCCAUCGAUCUCAGCUAGCCCACGUCUGCAGCCAUCGCCAUCGCUAUCGCCGUUCCCACAGGAUGUGGUGCUCGUAGCCAGUGGCAGUCAAGUAAACGCCAACAGCAAUCCCCAGGACCACGAGCGCAAGGCGGCGACGCCUGGCAGGCGACAGUCCAUCCAUCAGUUCGCAAAUGGCAGCCCCAAUGCUGGAACCGUUGUCUUCCAGCCGAGCCCCUCGCAGUCACCGGCGGCCGCUGCCACGACGGUCAUCGGCGUGACGAGUGGUGGCCUUAUCGCCGCCUCAGGAGUGGGAUCAGGCAAUGCCAUAGGAAACGAGCUUAAUGCCACCCUCGUGGGCUCCAAUAAUAUCCAGCUGAAUAAGAAGGGCAAUAAACGUCUCGGCCAGCAUCAGCAGCAGCUGGGACACCAGAUCUUCAGCAGCCAGGCCGUUGCGCCCACCUCCAUCAGCAGCGUAGGGACAGUAGCCGGCGGCUAUGGGCAACAACUCAAUGCCACGGCCAUCAGCAUCAGCAGUACGCCCACUUCGUUUGCGACGGCAAACGUGGUCAGCAGCGGGUCCAAGAAUCAGGCGAAGAAGGCCGCCCAGACCACGGUGGUGAGCCAUCAGCAGCAGCAGUUCCAGCACUACCAGAGCAGCAGUCCCCUGAUAGCGGACAGCCCCAUCCCGAGUCCGAGCAACGCCAUCACGGCGGCCUCCAUUAAGCCGCCAACGCCCCAGCCCCAGCAGCAGCAGCAUUCGCAUUCGCAGCCGAUGCAGAUGCUGCCCCAGCAGUUUACCAUCACCGGCGGCGCCCAGCAGCAUCCGCACCAGCAGCAGGCCACGCAGCAAGUGUUCCAGUUCAUCCAGGGGCCGCAGGGCCAGCUGAUAGCCACCACCACCACCACCCAGCAGCAGCAGCAGCCACAGCCGCAGCAGGUGCAGCAGCAUCACCAGCAGCAGCACCAUCAGCAGCAGCACCAUCAACAGCAUCAGCAGCAGCAGCAGCGGUUUGUGAGCAGCAAUGCAGGGCUCGGGCUGUCCACAAAGUCCGGGAAGGCGCCACAGCAGAUUCUGCCCAAGCCGCAGCAGGAGCUCCUGCAGCAACAGCAGCAGCAGCAGGGCAAGGCCAAGGGCUCCAAUGGAGGGCAGAUCUCACAGUCGCCGCAGCAGCAGCACCAGUCCACGAAUCCCGGCCAACAGCAGCAGCAGCAGCAGAUCCUUUUGCCUGCUGCUGGGAACCAGCAUCAGCAGCUGCUCCUCAACCAGAUGCCCGUCCUGGUGCAGCAGAACACCCAAGGGGUGCAGCUGAUCCUGCGCCCGCCCACGCCCCAGCUGACGGCCGCCCCCUCGCUGGUAAUCCAGCAGAAUGGACGCGGUCAGCCGCAACUGUCGCAGCCGGCCCAGCAGCAGCUGCUGCGCAUUGUCGGAACGAAUGGCGCCACCAUGCAGCUGGCUGCGGCGCCCACCUUCAUCGUGUCCUCGCAGGCGAACCUCAUCCAGCAGACGGCGACGGGCGGCCACUUCCAGAGCGCCAUCAAGACGGGGACCCAGCUGUCGGGCCUGCAUGCGGCUCUGGCCCAGGCACAGGCCCAAGCACAGGCCCAGGCCCAGGCGCAGGCGCCACGAUCUCAGCCGUUUGCCACGACGGCCACCCUGAACACACAGCUCCUGGGCCAGAGCGUGGCCCAACAGCUGCAGAACCUCCAGCUGGCGGCCGCCGCCCAAAUCCAGAUGCCCAACGGCCUGACGGCCAUCUCCCAGCUGCCCGCCCACCUGCAGCAGAGCCUCAGCGGGGCCACCAUCAAUCUGAACCAGCUGAACGGGGCGCACAUCCAGCAGAUAGCCACCGCCUUCCAGCAGCCCCAGCCACCGGCCUCCAAUGGCCCCACGAAUGGCAGCGGCGGCGGCGGCGGCAGCAACUCCGUCGGCCAGGGCGACAUCUUCACCCAAUCCUCGCCCGCCCAUGUCCCGGUGGCCGUCACGCCGGAGCCCCUGCGGCAGUCCACCCCCGUGCCGGUCAUGCAGCACCAGCAGCAGGCGGCCAUGGCCACCAUCCAGCUGCAGCAGCAGCAGCAACAGCAGCAGCAGGCCCAGAUUCAGCAGCUGCAGCAUCAGCUGCAGCAGACGCAGUCGCAGGUGCAGCAGGCCCAGCAGCAGCAUGCCACCACGGCCACCGCCACAGUGGUUGUGGCCGCAGCUCCGACUCCUGCUUCGGCGGAGCCCAAGAAGAAGCCGCGACCGCGAAAGAAGAAGCCCACGGCGGCGGCAGCAGCGGCAGCUGCAGCGGUUGCAGCAGCAGCAGCGGCGUCGGCAGCGGCCGAUCCACCUCCACAGAAGAUAGCCAUAGCCGCCGCGGCCACUGCGACACCCUCCGCUCCGCAGUCGACAGUGCGCUCCAAGUCGCCAUCGCCGCCGCCCACGCACAUCCAGAGGAGCAGCAACGGGAAACUGGACCUCGGGGACGUUAUGAAGUUCUGCGGCAUCACGGGCGACGACGACGAUGACGAGGACUAUGGCAUGGGCAUGGACACGGGCAGUGAACAGCAGCAGCAGCAGCAACAGGAACCGCAACAGCAGCAACAGCAGCAGCAGCAGCAGCCCGGCUCCAAUGAUAUCAUGAUCUCUAUACCGAACCAAAACGGCAGCGAUGGCAUGCCCUUUACGCUGACGAUACCCGCGCCACAGCCACACGGACAGUCGCUGCCGUCGAACGAAGCCACCGAAAUACCAAAUAUCCUCAUUAAGAUUGAUCCCAGCGAUCCCUCAGCCGGUGCAGGUGCAGGCGCAGGAGCCCUGACCUCCACACCGUUUACCCUGUCCACGCCACGGCUGCCGACGGCCGAGGAGAUCCAGAGGCAGGCCCAGCAGCAUCUGGCGCAGCAGGCAGCAGCAGCCGCUGCCGCAGCAAAGAUUAGCCUCCCCCCAGCAGCAGCAGCAUCCACGCCAGGAGCAGCAGCACCACCACCAGCAGCGGGAACAGCGCCCACCAUUAGCAUAAGCCUGCCGCUGCAGCCAACGCCCAACGCUCCUGCGACCGCCCAGCCGCCCACUGGGACACCCAUUGCCGUGACGCUGACCUCCUCGGGCUCUGCCACGGCAGCAGUGAAGCCACGAAGGAAGCCCGCGGUGCGGAGGAACACCAAGAAGUCAGAGGCUGCACCUGCCACGAUUUCAAUGAGCAGCAGCAACCACUCGACGAGCGGCAGCACCACAACGAUCAGCAGCAGCCUGAGCGGCGGCAGCAGCAGCAGCAUGUCCACCACCAUCAACACAAUCACCCUGACAACACCCACAACGACACCCGUUCCAGUGUCGCUGUCGCUGCCUCUACCAGUCCACAGCAGCAGCAGCAGCAGCACCAUGAGCACCAUGAGCUCCAGUUCCACUCUGAUGCUGGCCCAUGGCCUGGGCGGCAGCACCACAACGACCGUCCCGAGUCAGAUCGGGAACAUACAGAUCUCCCAAGUGCAGAACCAUCACCAGUCGGGGGUUCCUCUGAACAGUGCUGUGGUGGAGAACAAGAUCCAGAUAAUGCCCAUCAUGCCGCCAGGAGCCACUGUGAUGGGGGGAACGCCACAGCCACAGCAGCAGCAGCAGCACGGCCAGCAGCAGCAGCAACAGCAGCAGCAUCAACCACAACCCACCGCCAAUCAUCAUCAUGCGACGCAGUUGGUCUUCCAGGGAUCCUCUUCGAUGACCAGUGCAGAAUCGCACACAACCAUCAAGAUGUCCAACGAUGGGCGGCAGAUGCAGCUGGUGGCCAUACCGCAAGCCACGCCCCCAGCCACCGGCAGUGCCGCCUCACAGACGACAGGCACAGCCGUGAUGACCGCAGGGGGAGCCACCAUUAUGGCGCCGCAGCUGAAUGUGGGAGGCCUGCCGGUGGGAUCGCCAGCCUCGGCUGCGGCUCUGGUGCCGCAGCUGACGGGCAGCCUCACGCUGGCCGUUUCGGAGCAGUGCGAGCGCCUGAUACUGCGCCACGAUCCCAACAAUCCGCAGGACCAUCAGUCGCAGCUGAUCCUGCAGGCCCUGCUCAAGGGGGCGCUGCCUAAUGUGACGAUCAUCAAUGAGCCAGCGAGGAUGCCGAUGGAGGCCAGCAAGCAGCAGGCACAGCAGCAGCCACAGAUACAGAUACAACAGCAGCAGCAGCAGCAUCCACAGCAGCAGCACUUGAUCAAAGUAUCAGCGGCAGCAGCGCCCAAAAUAGAGGUCAAAGUGGCCAACAAUCGGAAGCCGCCCAACAGCAUAACCAUGAAACCACCACCGACAUUGCCUCCGGCGGCGGCCCCAAAGACCGCCACCCACGAAGUGCUGUCCUUUCCCCAGAUGUCGCUAAACAGUCAAGUGCUCAUCCAGCAGCAGCCACAGUCACAGCCACAGCCCCAACAGUCGCCUGUUGCUCCUCCUCCUGCUGCUGCUCCGCCGAUAGUUGCUGCUCCUCCAGCAGCGGCAGCACCCGCAGCCGCCACCAACAAUGGGCAACAGCGAUACAUUGCCCUGCCACCGAUCGAUCCUUCCACGCAGCAGCUGUUCUGCCUGAACAGCGUCACGAAUCACAUCACGGCCAUGAGUGCCGGGCAAACGACCGCCUCAAUAGGACCCACAGAGCGGCUGCUGAUCGCACCGGCGGGAAUCAAUGCCCAGCAGCUGGCGCAGUGCCUCCAACUGGGGCAGCUCCACUUCAACGAUGUGAAUCCGAUGCCGGCCCAGCAGGCAGGGGCAGCGGGAGCAGGGACAACGCUGCCGUUGAGGCCGCAGCCGCCGCAGCAGCAGAUCGUGCACCCGGUCCAGCCGAUCAGCAAUGGACUGGCCAUCACAACGACAGCCAGCUCCACGCUGACGACGACCACCAGCACCACCUCGACAACCACCACGGUGACGAAGCAGGUGGCCAAUGUGGCGCCCAUCAUCGACCAGAGCAAGGCUAAGCUGGAGCCCGCCAAGGCGGGGGGACCGGCCACCAGCAGCACGGGGGCUGUGGUGAAGAAGAAGCCUGUGCGCAAGCCCAAGGCCACGCCCACAGCCGCCGAGCUGGCGAUCCUCAAGAACGCGGGGGUGGUGAAGCCCAUGCCGAAGCUGGAUCCGCUGUCGCAGAAGCCGAACAACAAUCCCGUGCAGAUCGUGCAGCCGAAUGUGGCCAGCGGCAAGCAGAUUAUUGUCAUCGGAAGCUCCGGCGGUGGACAGACCACGACGACCACAACCACGACGAUGAGCACCAGCAUACAGCCGUUUCAGACGACCAGUGGCACGAAGCUGGUGGGCGUCACAGCGCCCAUGCAGCAACAGCAGCCGCAGCCAGCGACAGCGAUCCUACAGCAGCAGCAGCAACGGACGAGCUUCAGCCUGACGGCCACCACAGGGGCUAUCAAUCAGGGAGCCACUGCUGCAGCACCGCCGGUGGUCAAUCAACUGCAGAUGCAACAGCAACAGCAACCUCAACAGCAGCAGCAGCAGCAACAACAGCCACAGAUCCAACAGCAAACGGCACAAAAACAUCCGCCACCUCAACCGAAUACCGUGUCCCGAGUGCAGACGAUCCAGCUGACGCCCCAGAUGCAGCAGGUCUUCAAGCAGGUGCAGAUGCAGAUCCAGUUCCUGACCUUCAAGCUGCAGAACAAGACCUUUCUGCCGACGAUGAGUCCCUCGCAGGAGAUGGACACGGCCACGAUAGCCGCCUACAACAAGCCGAUGAGCGAUGCGGAGAUCAAUCUGACGCUGCAGCGGCUCUUUGCGGAGCAGCACCGCAUCCUGGCCUCCGGCAAGGAGGUGCCCACAACGCUGCCGACAGCCAACGGGAACUUCAAUUUGAUUCCACAGGCAGUGCAGCAGCAGCUGCAGCUGCAGGCCGGCCCAGAGCCCCUGAAGACGGCGGCCUCCAUCUCGAUACCGGCCAAUGUAGUGCAGCCGAACAACCACUCCUCCACCGCCACCACCACAGCUGUGGCAGGAGGAGGAACCGGAUCAGUGGCGGUUGUGCAGCAGCCACAGCCACAGCCGCAGAACAUUACCCAGCGCAUCCAUAUCUAUCCGAUGCAGCACCAGCAGCAGCAGCAGCAGGCCAACAAGCAGAAGCAGGCGCAGGCUCAGCAAAAGGCAGUCGCCACGAACAGCAGCAUGCCGCAGCAAUUGGCACAACAGGAACAGCAGCAACAGUCGCAGCAGCAGCAACAAUCACAGCCGCAGCUGAAGCUCAAGGAGGCUCCUGCCAUCCGCAACAAAGUGAUUGCCAAUGCGUCCACUCAACAACAACAGCAGCAGCAGCAUCCACCGAAUGGAGCCAUCAAUAUGCUGCCACAGAAGACCAUCACCAUGUUGCCACAGCAGCAACAGCAGCAGCAGCCGCCGCUCUUGAAGAGUGGUCCGCCACCGCUGAUCUUUGCCAGCUCCACAAAUCUGUUGGCCAGCAGCAGCAGCAACAGCAAUCAGAACAACAACAGCAGCAACAGUAGCAACAGCAACAGUAAUAGCAACCACAGCGGUAGCAACAUGAUGCAUGUGGCAAACAUGCUGCCAAUGCCACCAUUGCAGCCCCAGCAGCAGCCCCAGCAGCAAUCGCAGCAGCAGCCACAGACGCAGCCACAGACGCAGCCCCAGCCGCAGCCGCAGCAGGUGCCACAACUGCAGCCCCAACAGCAACAGCAGCCACAGGUGCAGCAGCAACAGCCGCAACAGCAGCCACAACCAGCGGCUCCGCCAGUGCCUGUCCUACCAACUGUGGCAGCACCAACACCAGUGCCACCAGUGGGAAUGGGAGUGCCAGGAAUCGGAAGUCUGAUGCCCACCCUGCCGACACCCGUGCUGCCCAGCCUGCCGCUGUUCAUGCCACCAAAACUGGAUGAACUGCCGCCGCUGAAGCCGAAAAUUGCACGCCUCUCCUUGUUCGUGCGCCAGCUGGAGGUCGACCAGGAGAGCUGCCUGAAGCCGGACUAUGUGAAGCCCUUCCGCACCAAAGACGAGGCCGUCAAGCGAUUGAUUAGGUACCACUGCAUGCACGAGAAUGACUUGGAGCUGCCCUCCGACGAGGAGGAGGAGUUUGAGGCCACCGCCCUGGGAUUCCAGGAUAAGUUCCGGCAAUUGAACGGAAAGUUCCACGAGAUCCUCAUGCAGGAGUCCACUCUGCCGCAUCGCACCUCGGAGUCCCUGCAGAUGCAACAGCUGAUGAUCGAUGACCUCAAGGGGGAGAUCAAUGACAUUCGCACCGCGGAGAAGGAGCUGGAGCAGCAGCUGAAGGAGGAGCUAAGCAGCGAGAGAUUGGCCACAGAAUCCCAGCUUCAGAUCAAAGAGGAGAUCAAGCAGGAGCCACAAUCGAAGGCAGCCGCCGCAGUGGUGGACACGUUUGAUUUGCUCAAGAACAGCGCCGAUGUGAACAAGGCCUUCAGCAAGUCCCAGUCGCAGUCGCAUCCACAGACAGACUUUGCAGCCGCAACAGCCGUGAAGCAAGAGGCGCCGGAGGAGGAGGAGGAGGAGCGGGAGCAACCCACAACCAAUGGCGAGGUGAAAAGAGAGAACCAAAGCAAGGAUUCGAGCGGUAGAUAUAUCAAAAAGGAUUACGGACACUUUGACAUCGAGUCGGAGCUGCAGACCAGCUUCAUUCUGAAGAAGAUCGAGGCCAAGGCAAGGGCCAGCCAGAUGCCCUAUGGGAGCGAGAGACCAAUGCAGGAGCAGCAGCCACAACAGCAACAGCAGCAGCAUCAGUCGAUGCAGCAGCAGCAACAUAUCAAAGGCAAUGGCGUGGGUCAGCAUGUGGAGCAGGAGGAUGGCUGGUAUUGCCUUCAGAAUGAGCUCAAUCUGAUGAACAGCGAGGGAUUGCCGCAGCAGCAGCAGCCACCGCCACAGCCACAGAUGAAUGGAGGACAGCACCAACAUUGCCCCAUCAAUCGCCAGCAACAGCAGCAGCAGCAACAUUUCCUGGACACCUCCAAUGGCAGCGGAAUGAUGAACAACAGCAGCAAUCAAAUGGGGGAUCUAUUCCCCAACGGCUGUAUCGACAAGAGCAACCAGAGCUCGACGAGCAGCAGCAACAGCAGCACCUGCGGCAGCGACAACAACGCCCCCAGCGGCAGCGCCAGUGGCGUCGAUCCCAGCAAGCACAAUUCGAGCAUUGGCAACUCCUCGUGCAGCGGACAGCGCCAGCAGCCGGUGGCCAUGGAUGCGGCGGAACAGAACCAGCAUCCGGCCAUCAGUGAGUUCUUCAGCAGCGACUCGGAUGUUCAAAAGUCGGUGGAGACGCGCCUGGAGGCCAUGUUCGGGGAGUCGCCGGUGCAUUUGGAUGUGAAGAACAGCAGCGAUGCCCACGACAUUGAAUCCAAUCUGGACGAGAUCUUUGGCGAUUCGAAAUCCCCAGAGGUCAAGAGCAAAUUGAACAUGUGGGUGCCAGAUGCCAGCUUCAUGCAGCAGCCGCAACCACAGCCACAGACCCAACAGCAGCAGCAGCAGUAUGCAGCACCACAGCAACAGCAACCAUCACAGCAGCAGCAGCAGCAUCACAUCGAACUGAAUUGCAACAAUAAUCCCAGGUGGAUGCAGAGCAUGGAGGCCCACUACAGCGACUUCAUGUCCAGCACUAGCACCAGCAACGGCGACGGACCCGGCGCUCAGGGGGCGAUGCUCGUGAACGGGGGAGAGUCGCGCAAGCGGCACUGGGACAGCCAGAUGAUGGGCUCCAGCAGCGAGCUGGAGGACGACAACAGCAGCAAGCGGCUGUGCACGGGCUCCUCCUCGUCGUCGUCGCCCAUGUCCUCGCAGCAACAGCUCGUGGUGCCGCCGCACGGCCUUCUCGAUCCGGAGAUGCUGCUGCACGACGGCAUGGGAGUGGAGCCGGCCAACGGGCCCGCAGGCUUCUCCCAGAUGCUGCAGCAGCAGCCGCAACAGCAACAGCAGCCGCCACACAACUUUGCCAAUCAUCAGGCCUACGCCAGCAUGAUGAACACCCAGCAACAGCAGCAGCACUACCAGCACAGCAUGCAACAGCAGCUGCAGCAGCAGCAACAGCAUCCCCAGCAGAUGCACGUGAACCACUUGGGCGGACAGCCCGUGGUGACGGGGGAGUACGACGACGACAUUAGCCGGCAUGUGGCCAGUGCCAUUGACAGCAUACUGAACCUGCAGAACAGCGCCGACUCUCUGCAGUUCUCGCUGGGCUCGAUCCUGGGCGACAGCAUGCUGGAGGACCAGCGGCAGGGGGGCCAGGCCAAUCUGCCGAGCUGCCAGCAGGAGCAGCUGCAGCUGGCCCACCAGCGUCGCCGGCAGCUCGGCGAGGAGAUGAAUGACUGCCUGAUCAGCGGCGGGGGAUCGGCGGCCAAUGCCGUGGCGGACAACAGCAGCAACAUCCUGCUGGAGCACCACCACCAGCACCAGCUGCAGAUGCAGAGCCACAGCGUUGUCCAGCCGCCGCAUCUGCAGCACCAGCAGCACCAGCACCACCAGAGCAUCGGACAGGCACCCUCCCAGCACUUGGUGGGGCAGCUGAAUGACUUUAGCUGCGUGGCCGCCGGCCUGGACGACCCCGUCAAGUCGAUAAUGACCUCUUGACUUGGACUGACCUCAACCGCCGGUGGAGGCGGAGCGGCUGCCCCGACAUCGGCGGCGGAGCUGGCCAACAGCCUGAUUCUCGAGUUCAAUGCCACCACCUUGUGAGCGUGGGCUGACAGCGACUUGAUGAUUGUAUAGAAAAAAACGCCCCUCACCCCCCCC